Ooceraea biroi (clonal raider ant) is the source of this 1944-nucleotide messenger RNA. RefSeq lists its product as uncharacterized. The record is from RefSeq and is a predicted model, not a curated record. NCBI's taxonomy places the organism in Eukaryota, Metazoa, Arthropoda, Insecta, Hymenoptera, Formicidae. Gene Ontology annotation, biological process: detection of chemical stimulus involved in sensory perception of smell; sensory perception of smell. Gene Ontology annotation, molecular function: olfactory receptor activity; odorant binding. Gene Ontology annotation, cellular component: plasma membrane.
AUUUAUCUAACAUCUCUUAUCUUUAUUGUAAAUAAUAAUCAAGAAGAAAAGAAGAAGAAUACUAUUAUACCAAUAUUCUGAGAAAAGAAACAAAUCAUUCUGAAAAGAUUUAUGAUUAUAAUAUAUUUAAUAUUGGUAAGUUGAUAUGUGCUUUAGUGCAAUAUAUUUUGUGUCUCAAUCAAACAUCACAAACAUAAUAUGUAACUGCAUUUUACAGAUUUGUAUGUUACCAGCAACAAUGGCGUGUAAAAUCAAUCGGAUGGAUGCCCGCUAAGACGAUGUGUAUCGUACGAGUGCACGCAGUAGACUGAAAAUGCGAAGUAAGAACGACUCAUUGCGCUUGCGCGCUCAAGAACUCGUUCCAUGAAUGUCUUUCCUAUGAAAUUAUAUAAUAUCCGUUGAAUUUCUUUUAACGCUUAAAGUGAACGAUGAAUUGUCAACCUAUCAUCCGUGAAAUUAUUAAAUUGCAAGUGUUUAAAAUGUUACAGUAAUACUCUAUAUUUAAGAGACUUCAUGUUUUGCAUUGCGUUUAUGUUAUAAGUAAUCUAUGUUAAAAUAUAACAGAAUUAAAUGUUAUUAAAGAAGGGCAGAUGCUAGAUCUAAACUGAAUUUCACAGUUAAAUCCUGAUAUUCAUAGAGACAUGAUCUACAUACAGGCACAUUUCAAUCUCACUCGGAUUCUCAUGCUUGCGAUUGGUUUGUGGCCUUAUAAGCAAACAAAACUUGUACAACUUCAGUUAAUUUUGGUUUCGAGUAUCCUGACGAGCUUUGUUGUGUUCCAGUUUACCACAUUUCUAACUACAGAAUGCUCUCCUAACCUCGUUAUUAAAAUUAUCACUUGUUCAUUAUUUGUUGUUUCACCUAUGAUCAUGCACAACUCGUUUUGGCUUAAUAUUCAUACAGUGAAAUAUUCAUUUGAACAACUUCAGGAUAUUUGUAACGAGCUAAACGAUGAUGGCGAAAUUGCUAUCAUAAAAAGAUACGGAAACGAUACGAAACGUUAUACACUUAUAUUUUUCGUGUGUGCCAUGUGCUGUGUAGUUUUCGUUGGUUUUCUGUCAAUUUGGCCGCAGAUACUUAGUACUAUCUUGCCCAUUAAUGUAUCUCAAACACAACGCAUAAUGUAUGUCAUGACUGAGUACUUCGUUGACCAAGAAAGAUAUUUCUAUUUAAUUCUGCUGCAUGUAAAUACAGCUACUUGCAUUGGGAUGACAGUACGAGUAGCAACGGGAACAAUGCUGGUUGGAUGUUUCAUACAUGCAUGUGGACUGUUUAGUAUUGCUAGUUAUCGUAUUAAACAGGCAAUGACAAUCAAUAUGAUGAAAAAUGCUCACCAGGAGAAACAGAUCCUAAUUUACAGGAAAAUAGUUGGUGCUGUAAACAUGCAUUGCAAAGCUUUGGACUUCAUAGAAUUAUUAAUGUCUGCAUUUGAAGGAUUGCUUUUUCUUUUGAUAGUGAUUGAUGUAAUUAUUGUGAGUCUCAGUCUUUACGGAAUUUCAUCAUGUAGAGAUAACAUCUCGGAUUUUGUUUUAUAUGUUGCAUGCAUCAGUACUACUUUCGUGAACAUAUUCAUAGCCAACUAUUUGGCACAAGAUGUUACGGAUCACAACAACGAUAUAUUUGUGACCGUAUAUAACUUUCAAUGGUAUAUGGCAUCAUUACGUGUACAGAAGAUGGUGCUGUUCAUGCUACGAAGAGGCACAAAAACUUUCUAUUUGAUUGUUGGUGGGUUAUUUGUGGGAUCUCUACAGAACUCAGCCACGUUAAUAAGUGCCUCGAUAUCGUAUUUCACCGUUCUUUAUUCUAUGCAAAAGUAAAAGCAAGAUUUCCGAGGGAAGCAUAGCUAAAGAACGGAACUAUAUCUAUUAUACAGCACAAAAAGGUGAAACAACGUUGCGAAGAUGUUGUAAUGUUGAAUAUUGAAAUAUAAAUAUUUUUCAACAU